Gopherus flavomarginatus (Mexican gopher tortoise) is the source of this 1303-nucleotide messenger RNA. Its product is annotated as secreted frizzled-related protein 2-like. The transcript is spliced from 3 exons. Gene Ontology annotation, biological process: canonical Wnt signaling pathway; non-canonical Wnt signaling pathway; negative regulation of canonical Wnt signaling pathway. The record is from RefSeq and is a predicted model, not a curated record. Lineage: Eukaryota; Metazoa; Chordata; Testudines; Testudinidae. Bases 1 to 876 code for a protein of 291 amino acids. Gene Ontology annotation, molecular function: Wnt-protein binding.
AUGGACGUCCUGCUGCUCCUCGUCCUCCUGGCGUGCACGUGGCGCUCCCCUUCUCUGGCUGCUCCUUUCACCUACCAGCUGGCCCGGCUCAGUUCCCAGCGGAGCAGCUGCAAGCCCAUCCCCAGCAGCAUGACCCUCUGCCACGGGGUCGGGUACAAUGAGAUGCGGCUGCCCAACCUGCUGGGCCACGAGAGCAUGAAGGAAGCUCUGCAGCAAGCCGCCUCCUGGGUGCCACUGCUCACCAAGCAGUGCCACGGGGACACCAAGAAAUUUCUGUGCUCGCUCUUCGCUCCUGUGUGCAUCAGCGACCUGGAGGAUCCCGUCUACCCUUGCAGGUCCCUCUGCGAGGCGGUGAGAGACGGCUGCACCCCUGUCAUGGCCGCCUUUGGCUUCCCCUGGCCAGAGAUGUUCAACUGCGGCAGGUUCCCUCGGGGGAACGAACUGUGCGUCCCGCCGGCCGGCCCGGAUGACCGACUCCAGCUCACGAAGGAAGACGCAGUGUGCGCAGCCUGUAUCAGCCGAGGGCACAGCGAAAAGGAGUUCCUGGAAAACUUCUGCAGUCAAGAUUUUGCCCUGAAAAUGAGCGUCAAAGCGCUGUCCAGCGUGGACGGAGAUUUGAAAGUGACCCCAGAGCUCAAGAGCCGGACCCUCUACAAGCAGGGAAGCUGGUCGGAAGAAGAGCUGAAGAAGCCAGUCCUGUGGCUGACACACGGCGAGACCUGCGCCUGCGAAGAACUCCGCGGGCAGGGCACUGUGGUCCUGGCCAUGGGCCACAAGGCGGCCGGCCGCUUGGUCAUCUCCUGGGUGAGGAGGUGGCAGCGAGGGGAGAGGGAGCUGAAGAAAUUCACCCGGGCUGUGCGGAAGAUCCAGUGCUAAAGGGGAGGGACGCGGCUUUGCGCUGAGGUCGUCUCCCUCCCGCACGUGCUGUGAAUUCUUCCCACUCCAGCCGGAAAACGUCUUAGAUUUAGCCAGGCUCUUACUGUGAAAACAGCCCCCCCUUCUCCCAGUCACUGACAGACCCAUAUGGCGUUCAGAGGGGAUCCACAAACUCAACCAGGAAGCAUCCUCCGGAGGGUGUGUGCAGACCAAGGAGACCAGAGGCACAGACAAGCCAGUCCCCCUCCCUCAGGCCCAUGCGGUUAGCUGUAGGGCAGGGGUGGCCAGCCUGAGCCUGAGAAGGAGCCAGAAUUUACCAAUGUACAUUGCCAAAGAGCCACAGUAAUAUGUCAGUAGCCCCCGCAUUAACUCUUCCCCCCUCCCAGCACCUCCCACUUACUGGCAGCCCCACUGAUCAGCACCUCCC